This is a messenger RNA of Arachis stenosperma, 2097 nucleotides long. RefSeq lists its product as uncharacterized. Bases 771 to 1721 code for a protein of 316 amino acids. The record is from RefSeq and is a predicted model, not a curated record. The transcript is spliced from 8 exons. Gene Ontology annotation, molecular function: tRNA 2'-phosphotransferase activity. Gene Ontology annotation, biological process: tRNA splicing, via endonucleolytic cleavage and ligation. Lineage: Eukaryota; Viridiplantae; Streptophyta; Magnoliopsida; Fabales; Fabaceae.
GAGUGCUGGCUUCAUUUAAUUAAUUCCCAAUCUGACAAGAACUGCGCUGAAUACCCGACUGAAACAGAGCUCCGCCUGAGUGAGGUCCGCUGGCCCGCCGUCGUCCGGUACUCUUCUUUCUCGUUGGCUCAUCGCUCACUCUGCUGUGAAUCCUUCUCGUCAUUGCUGCGUUUUCUUCUCCACCGUCAUCGCUCCCUGGCGCCGCCGCUUACUCCUCUCGCCGCUGGCCUGCUGCUGCCUCCUUCCCUCCGCCGCGCAGUGCUCACUGCCGACUGUAAUCACUGCUUCUUCCUCGUCGUCCAGGAAAGUUUUUCCUUUUUUUUUUAUAUUUUCCUUCGAUGGAUGAAAGACUUUGGGAUUGCAUUGCUUGCUUGCUGCUCUGUGAUCUAUUUGCAUGCUUUUUGUAAUCUCUUUAAACGUUUACUUUUCACUUUGGUAUUGCUUCUUGAGAGAACUGUGAAUCUGUGAUGUGAUUUCUAACAUUUUGUUAAAAGAGUGAGGUUUUUAUAGUGAGUUAAUAUGAUGACUUUGCCACUUUGGUUUGAGUCUUUGAGAGUUGAAUGGAAUCGAAAUAUGGAAUCAGGUUCUCUUUGUUCAAAAUUUUGGUCCAAAAGCUGUUUUGUUUAAACGAAUGUCAGCGCUCCAUUUAUAGUUCAUUUUUGGCAAUUUGAGAAGCCAGCUCGGCUCGGCUCAGUUCCUCUCAGCUAAGCUCAUAUUCCUAUAUCGCUCUUCAUCGUUUAGUUUCUGCUGCAUCAAUCAAAUAUCCAUCCAUGUUUGCUUCGGUGAGCGACAGCACUAUCCUUGUUUUGCGCCACUGCCGCUUCUUACUUCCACGUCUCACCGUUUCCGUUUCCAUUACCGUUACCGUUACCUCACCGUCUCCUCUCUUAUUCUCUCCGUCUUCCUCCUCUUACUUUCCUCCAACAAUGAACAACAAAAGCAAAAACCCCAAUACCUCUUCCUUCUCCUCCUACGCUCACUCCUCUUCCAGUGGAGGAAGAGGGAGUUCUUUUGAUAUGAGGAACGACAGGGAAAGAACAAGAGGUCGUGGCAGUGGCCGCGGUGGUGGUGGCAGCUCCGGGAAGGAUGAAAUUGAUGCUCUUGGUAGGCUCCUGACGAGGAUUUUGCGUCAUAUGGCAUCUGAAUUGAACUUAGAUAUGCGCAGUGAUGGUUAUGUCAAAGUUCAUGAUCUUCUAAAGCUGAAUAUGAAGACAUUUGCUAAUAUUCCAUUAAGAUCCCACAAUAUUGAUGAUGUUAGGGAGGCCGUUCGAAAGGAUAAUAAGCAGCGCUUCAGCCUUAUAGAAGAGAAUGGGGAGCUACUUAUACGAGUUAACCAAGGCCAUACAAUAACAACUGUUGAAACUGAAAGCUUGUUGAAACCAAUCCUUUCAGCUGAAGAAGUUCCAGUUUGCGUGCACAGAACCUACAGAAAGAACUUGGAUUCAAUUCUAGAAUCCGGCCUCAAGUGCAUGAAGAGAUUGCAUGUUCAUUUCUCUUGUGGUUUACCAACAGAUGGAGAAAUAAUAAGCGGUAUGAGGCGAGAUGUAAAUAUUCUGAUCUUUUUAGAUGUUAGAAAAGCAUUGGAGGAAGGUAUGAAGCUUUUCAUUUCUGACAACAAGGUGAUCUUGACAGAAGGUUUUGAUGGUGUUGUUCCCCCCAAGUAUUUCCAAAAGAUAGAAUCGUGGCCUGGUAGACAACUUAUUCCUCUCCAAAAUAAUUAGUCAUAGUUGUUUAUUACUGGUUUAGGAUUGCAGUGUGUGGAUUACUGCUUGCCUGAUUGGUUGUGUAAACAAUGGCAGUCUUUUCAAUCUUCACCACCAUUAUUUGAACUUUCUUAUUAGAAAUUCAAUUAGUCCAGCUUGAGAAACUGUCAUUGUUUCCUCAGCAUGGAUGCUUUAUACACUUGUUGAAUUUAAAACAAAAUGGUUUUUCGGAAGUCUAACUCAUCCUAUGAAUUGUUAAUAAAGUUUUUCCGAAGUUUCUUUUUGCAUGCUCUAUAUAUUAGAUUAGACCAAGAAAAAUGUCUAAUGUAUGAUUUCAGGUAGGUGGAUGGUCCAUAAACUUUCUAUUUGAAAGCCCUACAUGGUAUUGGUUACC